AGUGCGCCUGUGCGGCCGGCGCGUCCCGAUGGAGCGCGGCGGCGGUUGCGGGGCGGGAGCCGGGCCGGAGGGGGCUUCGCGGGGCCUCCCGCUCCUCGGGAAGAUGGCCGAGCCGGGUGCGGUGCGGACCUCGCCGCCCAACCACCGGCCUUCAGGCAUGGAUGGAUUUUUAAAAUCUGAUGAGAGACAAAGGCUAGCUAAAGAAAGACGAGAAGAAAGAGAAAAAUGUCUUGCUGCCCGGGAGCAGCAGAUCCUGGAGAAACAGAAAAGAGCCAAGCUCCAGUACGAAAAGCAAAUUGAGGAGCGAUGGCGGAAACUGGAAGAGCAGCGGCAGCGGGAGGACCAGAAGAGGGCUGCUGUGGAAGAGAAGAGGAAGCAGAAGCUCCGGGAGGAGGAGGAGCGGCUGGAGGCGAUGAUGCGCCGGUCCCUGGAGCGCACGCAGCAGCUGGAGCUGAAAAAGAAGUGCUCAUGGGGAGCAUCGCUGGCCGCAGCAUCCGGAGGACGCGAGGGUUUAGCAGCCAGCACCCUCCCUCCGGACCCAGGGACUACCGCCACCGCUGCCGAGUCCACCAACGCAUGUGACAAACUUUCAACAUCAACCAUGAAUUUGCCAAAGCAGACGGAGCCUCCCAUGAGUAAGCGCCUGUCUUCAUCCACCGUGGCAAUAUCCUAUUCCCCAGACCGAGCUCAUCGCACGCACCUUAGUCCCAUGGAAACCUUUCUUGUUAUGCGACUGUUGACACCCACACAGGCUUCUUUAGCCAGAAGCAGAAGUGCACUCAUGCUCUCUGAGCAGGCCAGUGACUCAGUAUCCUAUGCCUGUCCUCGUAUAGCUCCUGCUGGCCCUCUUAAAUCUUCCUAUAAGUCUUCUCCCACUCGGAACACUGAGAGGAAGAAGACCACAUCUACAUCUGGCGCAGGAGAUGCUGGGAAAGGAGCCCCUGCAGGAGCGGAGGCCUCGCCGACAGAGAAGAUGAAGAGGGGGCCACGAACAACAACUUCCAUUCCCACUGUGGGCCUCGGGUCCCCUCUGAGAAGAUGUGAGUUUCCAGGAGGCAUUUCUAAGAGGUCAUCUUCUCCCGUGACAUUGAAGGCAACUUCAAAAGCGUAUCCACAGUCUCCAAAGCAUGUGAAGCAGCCAUACCCCGGGUCUCCCGUGAAGUACCGCUUUCCUGCUUUUCCCAGCCAGGAAACACCCAAGAAGAAAGCCGAGAAAGAGAAGAGCAACAAGGAAAGGGAAGGUGCCCUGGCUCAGCAGGCAGCCAGUGCACACGGAGAGGAAGUCCUAGAGAAGCACGUGGCAGACAGGCAUGCCACCGAGAAGCACGCAGCCGCAGGAGGGAAGGCCGAGAGCAGUGGAGCCUCAGGGAAGCCCACAGCGGGCACCACCGAUGCAGGAGAGGCUGCAAAGAUCCUUGCUGAAAAGAGACGACAGGCCCGACUGCAGAAGGAACAGGAGGAGCAGGAACGGCUGGAGAAGGAAGAACAAGACAGGCUGGAGAGAGAAGAAUUGAAAAGGAAGGCAGAGGAGGAAAGAAUUCGCCUGGAAGAGGAAGCCCGUAAGCAAGAAGAGGAAAAGAAGCGACAGGAGGAGGAAGAGAAAAGAAAGGCGGAAGAGGAGGCCAAGCGGAAGGCCAAGGAGGAGCUGUUGUUGAAAGAAGAGCAAGAAAAAGAAAAACAAGAAAAAGAAAAGCAAGAAAAAGCCAUGAUUGAAAAGCAGAAGGAAGAAGCAGAAGCAAAGGCCCAGGAGGCAGCUAAACAGAUGCGUCUAGAAAGAGAGCAGAUCAUGCUGCAGAUUGAGCAGGAGCGCCUGGAGAGAAAGAAGAGAAUAGAUGAAAUUAUGAAGAGAACAAGGAAGAGUGAUGGGACUCCAGAAGUGAAGAAAGAAGACCCGAAAGUGGAGCUUCAGCCUACUGUGUAUGUGGAAAAUAAGAUAAAACCAGCUGUCCCCAACAAAAUAGAAAUCAAUGGAUUGAACACCUGCCAAGAAGUUAAUGGUGUGGGACACACUGCCCCAGAAACUUUUCCCCGAGACAUUUUCUCCAAUGGGCUUAAAUCCGUUGGGGGCCUUGUUCAUCUGGACGCCCUUGAUGGGAAGUCAAACAGUCUGGAUGAUUCAACUGAAGAGGUUCAGUCUAUGGAUGUGAGUCCUGUUUCAAAAGAAGAGCUUAUCUCCAUCCCAGAAUUUUCACCAGUGAGUGAAAUGAUUCCUGGGGUGUCUCUGGACCAAAAUGGAACUGGUAAUGCCCGGGCACUUCAAGAUCUCUUAGAUUUCACCGGCCCCCCAAUGUUCCCCAAGAGAUCCAGUGAAAAUCUCAGCCUGGAUGACUGUAACAAAAACCUGAUCGAAGGAUUUAACAGUCCUGGCCAAGAAAAUACUCUGAACACCUUCUGUUGACAAAUACAGUGUCUCUUUAAUAAAAGGUGGUCUUUGGAGAACAUGUGAAGAUUCUGGUAGUCAAACCCGAGCUUCCGGCCCUCUGAAGAAGCUUCUGUUGUCCUUAACCACUGGAUUCCAAAUUAUUAGAGUGAAAUCUAACUGUAUUCCUAGUUAGUAUGUCAUAACUGGCCACUCUUGGUAGAAACCUUGAGACCUUGGCCUUGUUGGGCUUUAGCGAAAUUUCAUGUUCCGGUUCUAUUUAUGAGCUUCAGCUGCUGAUAAAGUGCUUCCUGAACUACUCUAUUAUCAUAGUGAGCCUCCGAAUACCCCAGUGAUUCAGGCUUGGAAAUUCACCUUAUAACCAUUUUAUUCUCAAAGUUGGAGCACGUAAGCAUUUAGAUGUCUUUUCUUGUAAAUAUUCUAGACAUUUAUCCAGACUCUACUUAAACAUAUACUGAACUUGGGCUGCAUACGUCCCUGUGUUUAGAAGAAGAAAUUCAGGAGGGUUCCCCCCACCCCCGGGUUUCUUUGUUGGAAGUUACUAUCAAGAAGCUGUUUUUUAUUAUUAAGCUUAGCCACCUGCAAAAUGCGUUGCCCCACAUUACUCCUUGGGGGUCUAGAGUAAAGAAGCCAUUGAACAGUGUGAAACGAUUUCUGUGCCCGUAUGCCUAUUCUUGUAGACAUGGGCACCUGAAUCUAGCAAGGACCUUUUCAUGUUGCACCUUAAAAUCUCCAAGCUGUAGUCACUCCGAACCAUCGCUCCAAGUGGCUUUUGGACUGAAUGAAUUGUGUGUCUCUUGCACAGGUGCUUGGUGUUCAUGUUGUUGCUCUUUUCCUCUUGGAUCUUGGAGCUUUAUUUGUUUGCUCAACUCUAAUAAAACCAGGCACGAAUGAACAUCAUAGUGCUCUGGAACAAGGGGGCCCUGAACUGGACCCAAUAUGUCACUUUAACAGACUUUAACAUAAAAACAUCUGAAUGGGGGACAAAUGACGGUAGAAUGUAUACUCCAUGCAUUUUAUGCCAUAUAAUAAUCUGUUUUCUUGAUUUUGUUUCUUGUGGUGAAAUGUGACUUUCUGAUUAAAACAACCUUUUCUUCUUUGAAACUUUUUUUUGACUUGUACAAUAGUUUGGAAAGAUUCAUAGUUCUGACUGAGGUUUGCAACCAGGAGAUAUAAAGAAGUCUCAAUAGUAAUCUUGUUCAUGUGCUUCUAAAACCAGCUACAGUUUAAGACUUUAUUAGCUAUGGAAACUGUGUAUGUUCGUGUAUGUGUAUAUACUAAAUAAAAUACAUGCCUCCAAUCACGCAGUGCCAUUGAUGUUGACAAGUAUCGGGGAAAAGCCCUGCUCUGACAAGCACACAGGAAAUGAUAGCAUGGUCUCACUUUUAAAAAAUGCCUCACCAUCUUUCUUCCAGCUUUAUUUUGCUAAAUGUCUGUUUUGUUGUGAUCUCUUGGACCUCACAGUACUGUUGUGACUGUGGUGAUGCCUUGUUUGCAUGAUGUGUACGUUGUGUUUAACGUGAAAUACAUUUUCAUUGAGGAGUCUGA
Messenger RNA from Equus quagga, 3928 nucleotides. RefSeq names its product MAP7 domain containing 2 (gene MAP7D2). Gene Ontology annotation, cellular component: microtubule cytoskeleton. Gene Ontology annotation, biological process: microtubule cytoskeleton organization. The record is from RefSeq and is a predicted model, not a curated record. NCBI's taxonomy places the organism in Eukaryota, Metazoa, Chordata, Mammalia, Perissodactyla, Equidae. The coding region runs from base 29 to 2398 and encodes 789 amino acids. The transcript is spliced from 18 exons.